CCGCGGCUCCACUGUGUGGGUUUCUCCCAACCGGCCCCCCUCACGCCAAAUCGAGGCAACAGAUCCCGAAUUCAGGAAUCGGAGAUAGAAGAAUUGGUAGUCUUGCGCAAUGUGUGGUGUCGAAAGAGCGAUGUUGAGAGAUCGAGGUUUGGGGAUUUUUCUCUUCAGGAAUCCGUGUGAUGGGCCGGCUGUGCACUUUCUUGCACGCUGCUUGGAGAUGUAAUGUUGCACUGAUGAUGCAAACGUUUAUUUCUUUUGCUUUACCUGAUGAUUCUCCCUCACUGGAGCAUGAGGAUGUGUUUCUAUGAAGGUUUUGCGACGUCCUCUGGAGCAGAUUAGGGGACUCGGGUUUACACUAUCCAUUUCUAUGAAGGUUUUGGGUUUUGUAAGUGAUGAGUAGACCCUCACUGUAUGAGCAGGACAUGGAAGAAUGCUGGCUUUACUUGCAUUGUAGAUUUCGAUUGUAGAAAGAGGUGCUUGGGUUUGUGGUUUAGGGGGUGUUUGUUCAAUUGUGAUGGAAUGUUUCACCGAGAUGGCGGGCGGAUUGGUCAAGUAAACAAUGUGCGCAAAUUGGGUUCGUGGGUUUUUGUUCCAGUGGAAUAGAUGAGGUGCACUCAGUUAGUCGUGGUGGUCGCAGACUCGUUGUGUGAUCAUUAUUGAAGUUUUCAAUGGGAGUCAAAGCCUUCGUGCAUCGGGGUUUGAUAAUUCUACCAACGGAAUGCCGCAGCCCGCCAUUUUUGAUGCUUCGCAUUGGCCGCUACGACGGAAGUCAAGAGAAUUAUGUCCCAAUCAACGAUGACGGGGGCAGUCUGACAUUACCGCUUGCAGGGGACGAGCAUGUUGCCGCUCUGGACAGUGUUGGAUGUCGGAAGACGGGCCUAAUGUGCACAUGUCUUGUGCUAGCCUCUAGGGAAAGACUCAGGAUUGGUAGGCUGGACAUCGAAAACUCGACUUAUGAGGUUGCGGGGUCGAUCUCGCUAGCAGAGGAAGGAGAUGUUGGGGAGUGCCUCCAGUGUUGGCUCGUUGAUGGACCAACUCUUGUAGCGUGGUUUGGGAGUAAAGUAGUGGUGGCCUCAGAUAGGCAGGAACACAUUCUACCUUAUCUUGCGUUUGAGCGCCACAGCUGUUCCAGUUGGAAGGCUGACAUGCUGGAGGGGUCAUUUCAGCGGGUGUUUGUUGCCGAAAAUCAAGUCUUGUGCGUUUCUAGCGUUGCUGCGAGUGCUUCGUCUUCUGCACAAUACGCCAAUCUUCAAUGUUUCACACUCCCGUCUGAAAAUCAAGUCGGUCGAUACUCUCCGACCCUUACCGAAAUUGAGCUUCCUUUGGAGGUGGAUCCAUGUUCGAUUACCUGUGUGGCGUAUUUGGCGACAACGCUCAACUUGUCAUAUAAAGUCGUGUUCGGUACCAGUGAAGGAAGACUGAAGUGCUGCUCUCGUGGUAAAGUCGUCAUGGAGGUUACGCUGGAAGACUCUCCUCUUUCAGUGCAUUCUGCAGAAGCGGCACAUGGUGUUCAAGUGUUGGUCGUUAGUUUGGGUGGAAUGGAUCGUAAAGUCGUAACACUGUUCGCAGAUUCUCUCCGUCAAAUUAAUGCAUGGACAGGAGUUCAACAGGUGAUUGUGGAUGAUCUUGCAGGGAUUGGGCACGAUCAAAUGUUACUGGUCACACAACCGCUGUCUUCAACAGCAUCCUUCGAGCAUUGUCUUCGUAUUUCCCUUCUUGAAUUUGCUCCUCAAAGUGCAGGUGAUAAGCAUAAGAGCAACAUUCUCAAGUCCGUCAACGAAGCUUUGGAGAUUCGUCUGCAAGAUGGAAUGAAGGAGGUUCAAGAAACCGAGCAACGGAGAUCAGACAAGAUGCUUAUGUUGAGUGCUGCUUGCAACUUGAUGCAAAGCAUUGCGGUGCAUCAGUUGGGUAGUAAAAUUGAGGACAUGAUUGUCCCAGAUGAUGCAGUAUGUAUGGAGUCUAUACAAGUGCAGGAAGCAUAUAUGGGAAGAUGGUUUCUGGUCAUCAAUGUAAAUGUAAAUAAGAACGUGCCUGAAGGGUUUCACUUACGUCGACCCACUCUAUUCGCAACAAGCUUGCUCGGCUUCGUCAAAAGCAUGGCUUCCCGUCUCCCAUCUCAGGCGAACUUGCAAAGUUUCCUCUUCUCCUUUCCAAUUAAGGACUGCCACUUCCCGCUUCACAUUAUUUUGGCAGCUGAAGCUAGCGGAAACAAGAACAUGUCAUCAGCAUGGGAUCCAGUAGGAGCAAGCUUCAAUGUUCAAGACAGCCAACGUAGCAAAAAUUAUCGCACCUACACCCAAUGGAUACACACAAUUGACACUAUUGACACAGACUAUGAAUCUAAUGCCGCUGGGUUUUUGGGUACCCAUACGGCCUUGUGCGAAAGAUGGAUAUCUCUGAUGGGCGGUGCUGACAGUCCUCAUCAUUUGAGUGUACUUGUGAAGGCUGUUUCAAUGCACACAACUUCAGGGAAUUAUACGUGGGGCAGCUAUGGUAGUUCCAAGGAAUGCGAAAGGCAGUACGUGACAGAGGGGCAAACCAAGGCACCUCUUUCAUCGAUGUAUAUGCACGAUGUUUCACUUGCGAGGAACAUUGUAACUACAAACUUCUUGGGCACACUGUCAAAAUUGUAUGGUCCAAGGCUAGCAGAGAUGGUGGUCCAAUUUGCUGAUGUAGUGCUGGAGGAGAUCCAUAGCUAUGUGAAUGAGGGCUCGGAUGCCUGCUUAGCCGAACUGCAAGCUGCCACUGAUCGGUGUUUGUGUCACUUGCUUUCGUCAAUCACUUAUAACAGUUUUGGGGACUUUUGAACACCAGUGAAGGUGGGUAGCCCCUUGGCAUAGGAUCACCCAUUUUUUACGAGUAGAGUGUUGGAUUUGCAUCCUACUGAACCCAAGAAUUAUCUUGUUAUGUUUGGCGUACUGUGCCAAGUGGAAAAUUUCCUUACUAUGAAAACUUAACCUUCAUACUAGCUUUCAGCUGAAUUU
Messenger RNA from Physcomitrium patens, 2984 nucleotides. The record is from RefSeq and is a predicted model, not a curated record. Lineage: Eukaryota; Viridiplantae; Streptophyta; Bryopsida; Funariales; Funariaceae.